CUGUCGGCCGCGUCUCCGAUGGAGGCCACCCGCCUCCUGGACGCCGGCUGCCUGGGGCGCCUGGGGCGACCGCUGCCCGGGCCGUACUCGCCGUUCGGGACGCCCAUCGCCCCGUACUCGGUGCCGGCGUACUCUCCGCACCACCCGCACGUGCCGUACUCCAUCGAGGGCAUCUUGCACGGCUCGCACCACCCGGCCCACCACGGACCGCUCGGGCUCGUGGUGGCCUCUAGUCCCGGCCACGCGGCCCUGGUGGGUUCUAGGAGCGUGCUCGGACACCACAGGAUGACGUCGGUGGCGCCGUCGGGGCACCAGCAGCAUGGAUCGCAGCAGCAGCACGUUACCGGUGCUUCGAGGACGUCGUCUGCUGCCUCUCACAAGUCCAAAAGCAAAUCGUCCUCGGCGUCGAGCGAGUCCUCCCAGCUGUACCAGCUCAUCCAGAACGCGUCGUCAAACUUCAAAGACAAAUACGCCGAGUCGGACAAAGAUGGCGGCGGUAGCAAUGGCGGCGGAGGCGGCGGCAAGCGGCGGCGGACCCGGACCAACUUCAACGGCUGGCAGCUGGAGGAACUCGAGAAGGCCUUCGAAGCGAGCCACUACCCCGACGUGUUCAUGCGGGAAGCCCUCGCCAUGCGAUUGGACCUCAUCGAGUCACGUGUUCAAGUCUGGUUCCAGAACCGGCGGGCCAAAUGGCGUAAGAAGGAAAACACCAAGAAGGGUCCCGGGCGACCCGCCCACAACGCCCACCCGCAGACUUGUUCGGGCGAGCCGAUUCCUCCCGAAGAGAUCGAGCGCCGCGAACGAGACCGGCGUGAGAAGAAGCUCCGCAAGCAGCUCGAGCGACAGACCAAGAGACUGCAGCAGGCCAGGCUCAAACCAGGAGUGAACCUUGCCAGCCUACGCGAAACGAUCCAGCAGUCCCUCGCCGAGCUGUGGCUCGCCAACCCUUCCAAAGAACCGAGGUCCCUGGUUGGACCAGAGACGUUCAGAAUCCUGGAGACCCUAGGUUUUGACGUCAUCGACGUCCUUUCCAAGUCAACGUUCGACCCCGGACGUCAUCAAGCUACGGGUGCUUCGAGGUCUUCGGCAGACGACAGUUCUUCGGACGUACCUCAGCACAGGUUCAUGACGCUACUCUCUCCGCAAGGCAAAGCGUCCGCCUUCAGCAUCGAGAGUCUCCUAGCCUCCAGGGGGGCGUCCAAGGAGAUGCCCAAGGACGUCGGUUUCCGAAAUCCGUUAACGACGUCAUUUCCGCUGAUGGUUCAGCAGCCAAUGGGGUUCCUGGUGCGUCCCGACUCGUCCUCGCACCUUCAAGACCAUCAGCAUCAGCGAGAGCAGCAGCAGGACUGUAGUUCUUUGGACGAGGACGACUUUAGUGAUCCGGACGUUGGUUCUGUGGAAGAUGCCAGGGGACACGGGGACGUGAACGCUGUGUCCCGGGACAUGGAGGACAGUGGGGAAGUCAUCGACGGAACGGAGGACGUGUCCGAUGACGAGUCUGUGUCUGUUCAUAUCGCUGUCGAUGACGAUGGAGUGGAUGGAGACGACGAGGGAGAUGUCUGAUGGCGCUUGUUGUGGUUUGGUUGUUCUUCCUUUUCGAGUAUUUAUUGCGUGAAAUUCAAGUUUCUUUGUUCUUUAUUUCUAAAGAAGAGCUGGCGUCUCUGAGCGUUGCAAUGAAGUG
This is a messenger RNA of Ixodes scapularis (black-legged tick), 1681 nucleotides long. RefSeq names its product homeobox protein unc-4 homolog. The transcript is spliced from 4 exons. NCBI's taxonomy places the organism in Eukaryota, Metazoa, Arthropoda, Arachnida, Ixodida, Ixodidae. Gene Ontology annotation, biological process: regulation of DNA-templated transcription. The record is from RefSeq and is a predicted model, not a curated record. The annotation marks the transcript as partial. Gene Ontology annotation, molecular function: DNA-binding transcription factor activity, RNA polymerase II-specific; sequence-specific double-stranded DNA binding.